CGGACACUUGGCGUGUGAGUCGCGGACUUGAGGAUGGACGGGCUGGUUGCUCAGUGCUCAGCGAGGCUGCUGCAGCAGGAAAAGGAGAUCAAGUCUCUGACUGCUGAGAUUGACCGGCUGAAGAACUGUGGUCACUUAGAAGAUUCUCCAAGUUUGGAACAGUUACGAGAAGAAAAUUUAAAAUUGAAGUACAGACUGAAUAUUCUUCAAAGGAGUCUUCAGUCAGAAAGGAAAAGAAGACCAACUAAAAAUAUGAUUAACAUCAAUAGCUGCCUGCAGGAUGUCUUUGGCUAUGCCAUUAAGGCUGCAUAUCCAGACCUGGACAACCCUCCUCUGGUCGUAACCCCGAGUCAGCAGCCCAAGUUUGGAGACUAUCAGUGCAAUAGCGCAAUGGGUAUUUCUCAGAUGCUCAAAGCAAAGGAGCAGAAAGUAAACCCUAGAGAAAUUGCAGAAAACAUUACCAAACACCUGCCGAACAAUGACUAUAUUGACAAAGUUGAAAUUGCGGGUCCUGGUUUCAUUAAUGUCCACUUGAGGAAGGAUUUUGUGUCAGAACAGUUGACUAGUCUCCUAAUAAAUGGAGUUCAACUGCCUGUUCUUAGAGAGAGAAAAAAGGUUGUCAUUGACUUUUCGUCUCCUAACAUAGCUAAAGAGAUGCACGUUGGCCACCUCAGGUCGACUAUCAUAGGCGAAAGUACAAGCCGACUCUUUGAAUUUGCUGGAUAUGAUGUGCUAAGGAUAAACCAUGUAGGAGACUGGGGGACCCAGUUUGGCAUGCUCAUCGCUCACCUACAAGAUCAGUUUCCAGAUUACCUGACGGUUUCACCUCCUAUUGGGGAUCUUCAGGCCUUUUAUAAGGAAUCUAAGAAGAGGUUUGAUACUGAGGAGGAAUUUAAGAAGCGAGCCUAUCAAUGUGUUGUUUCACUGCAGAGUAAAAACCCAGAUUUCAUAAAGGCCUGGAACCUCAUCUGUGAUGUCUCCCGUGCAGAGUUUCAGAAAAUCUAUGAUGCACUGGACAUCACUUUAAUAGAGAGAGGAGAAUCCUUCUAUCAAGAUAGGAUGAAUGAUAUUGUAAAGGAAUUUGAAGAUAAAGGAUUUGUGCAAGUGGAUGAUGGCAGAAAAAUUGUCUUUGUGCCUGGGUGUUCCAUACCGUUAACCAUAGUGAAGUCAGAUGGUGGUUUUACUUAUGAUACAUCUGACCUAGCUGCUAUCAAACAGAGACUAUUUGAAGAGAAAGCAGAUAAGCUUAUCUAUGUGGUGGACAAUGGACAAGCUGUACAUUUCCAGACAAUUUUUGCUGCUGCUCAAAUGAUUGGCUGGUAUGACCCUAAAGUAACUCAAGUGGCACAUGUUGGAUUCGGCGUGGUGCUAGGAGAAGACAAGAAGAAGUUUAAAACACGUUCAGGUGAAACUGUGCGCCUUGUGGACCUCCUAGAAGAAGGACUGAAACGGUCCAUGGACAAGUUAAAGGAGAAGGAGAGAGACAAGGUCUUAUCCGAGGAGGAGCUGACAGCUGCUCAGAGAUCUGUUGCGUAUGGCUGUAUCAAAUACGCCGACCUGUCCCAUAACCGGUUGAAUGACUACAUCUUCUCCUUUGACAAGAUGCUAGAUGACAGAGGAAACACGGCUGCGUACUUACUGUAUGCCUUCACUAGGAUCAGGUCUAUUGCACGUCUGGCCAAUAUCGAUGAUGAGAUGCUUCAGAAAGCUGCUCGGGAAACCAAGAUUGUUUUAGACCAUGAGAAGGAAUGGAAACUUGGCCGGUGCAUCUUGCGAUUCCCUGAGAUUUUACAAAAGAUUUUAGAUGACUUAUUUCUCCAUACUCUCUGCGAUUAUAUAUAUGAGCUGGCAACUACUUUCACAGAGUUUUACGAUAGCUGUUACUGUGUGGAGAAAGAUCGGCAGACGGGGAAAGUAGUGAAGGUGAACAUGUGGCGGAUGCUCCUGUGUGAAGCAGUAGCUGCUGUCAUGGCCAAAGGGUUCGAGAUACUGGGACUAAAAGCCGUCCAAAGGAUGUGAUCCUUAGGUUUGGAGACUGUUUACCAAUCAUGUGAACACAACUUCACAGUAAAGAAAUUUUCACAAUUAUCUAUACAAACUGGGUUUCUUUGUCUCUAACAGAAUUGAAACCGUCAGGUACCAGAGUUGGAGAGAAAGUGGUUUGACAGAGAUAUGUUUUCAAUAAUUUUUGUUAGACAAAGAACCCCAAUUUAUUGAGCCCUCAGAACUUAUCCUAUCUGCUCCCACUCUUUGACAUUUACCUCAAUUUUUUUUUUUUUUUUUUUUGGUUUUUUUCGAGACAGGGUUUCUCUGUGGUUUUGGAGCCUGUCCUGGAACUAGCUCUUGUAGACCAGGCUGGUCUCGAACUCAGAGAUCCGCCUGCCUCCCAAGUGCUAGGAUUAAAGGCGUGCGCCACCACCGCCCGGCCAUUUGCCUCAAUUUUACAUGUUAUAAAACUGAGGCUCCACAGAGGUCAAUAAGUUGUUCAGAUUGUUCUAGAACAACACUAUGCAUGGCUCAUCCUCAAAUUCCGUGUUAGUAAAGAUGGCAUUGGUGCAACAGAUCUUGGUCAAGGUGACAACAGUUGGCCCAGAUUAACUCCAAAUGCCCCAUUUGUCUAGUCUUCAUUGUAAGAAAAAGUCCCCUGGGCUCAGCAUGGUAGUGGUGGUGAGGAGGGCAGUCAGGAGGGACCACAGCCAUGACAUGUGGGCCAGUAACAUGCCAAGGCUUGGUAAAUGUUACUGUCCAGACUAAGAGUUUCAAGUUCAGAAGAACUUUAAUGAUGGAGACACCAUCUGUUUCUCCAGGAACCAUGGGGCAGCCUUGUAGUUUUGCACAGCCAUUCUGGCCCUCGAGUGCAGACCUCGGCUCUUCAUUCAGUGGCACAUAGGGGGAACAGUACAGGAGUGUGGAUUUAGCCAGCAUACUCACUUUAAAUGCAGGCUAGUCUUUGCAUUUCCCAAACAACUAUGUUCAGCUUUGCUAGAUACUGGAGCACAACUUAGAGAAAUGCAAACAUUAGUUCACAUGAUUUUCCUUAAGCAGUAAAACUCGAGCUAGCCUGUAUUUAGUACACUGACUAGUUUGGAGACAACAAUGCCAUAUUGCCUUCAAAAAACCUUUAACAACAUUUAAACAUAAAGGCCAUUGUGUGAUUUUAUCCUCAUUGGAUAACAGAAAAAGAAAUCUCAUGAAUCCUAACAAAAUUAUCUCUGUGACACUAAGCUUAACCUCUGCCUUAUAGGUGGUUAUAGUACAGGUAUCGCAUACUUCAGGGCACUUCAUACGUGAUUCGCUC
This is a messenger RNA of Chionomys nivalis (European snow vole), 3298 nucleotides long. It is a transcript of the gene Rars1, whose product is annotated as arginyl-tRNA synthetase 1. The coding region runs from base 34 to 2019 and encodes 661 amino acids. Lineage: Eukaryota; Metazoa; Chordata; Mammalia; Rodentia; Cricetidae. The transcript is spliced from 15 exons. The record is from RefSeq and is a predicted model, not a curated record. Gene Ontology annotation, biological process: arginyl-tRNA aminoacylation. Gene Ontology annotation, cellular component: cytoplasm. Gene Ontology annotation, molecular function: ATP binding; arginine-tRNA ligase activity.